UUGGGUUACGGUUGCGGGCUUUGGGGUCUUGCUGCGCCCGCCAUCCGCCGGGGCCAGGGUAGAGGGCUCUCCCGGCUGGGGUGAGGCUGCGGUGCCCCGGGAGGUUGCCUCUCAAGAGUGCUGUUAUUUCCGCAGGCCAGGCCAGAAAGGGGAGUUCGGGUACCUUCCACAGUGUGAGACCCAGCGCCCCUCUCCCGCUCCCCGCAGGCCUUCGUCCCCGCCAUGGCCGAGCUAAUCCAGAAGAAGCUACAGGGAGAAGUGGAGAAAUAUCAGCAGCUACAGAAGGACUUGAGUAAAUCCAUGUCAGGGCGGCAGAAGCUUGAAGCGCAACUAACAGAAAAUAAUAUCGUGAAGGAGGAGCUGGCCCUGCUAGAUGGGUCCAACGUGGUCUUUAAACUUCUGGGUCCUGUGCUGGUCAAACAGGAGCUGGGAGAGGCUCGGGCCACUGUGGGGAAGAGGCUGGACUAUAUCACAGCUGAAAUUAAGCGAUACGAAUCCCAGCUCCGGGACCUCGAACAGCAGUCAGAGCAACAGAGGGAGACCCUGGCUCAGCUCCAGCAGGAGUUCCAGCGGGCGCAGGCAGCCAAGGCAGGGGCUUCUGGAAAGGCCUGACCCCGUGGGUUGGGGGGGGGGGUGGAAGGGACGGGAAGGAAUGAGGCAGAUCUAGGGUCUAUACUGUAGCUAAUAAAAUGUGAAAACACCUGGCUGUUUUCUGACCAGCCACUUUCUGUCA
Messenger RNA from Ailuropoda melanoleuca (giant panda), 733 nucleotides. RefSeq names its product prefoldin subunit 6 (gene PFDN6). The transcript has 4 exons. Gene Ontology annotation, cellular component: prefoldin complex; cytoplasm. The coding region runs from base 223 to 612 and encodes 129 amino acids. NCBI's taxonomy places the organism in Eukaryota, Metazoa, Chordata, Mammalia, Carnivora, Ursidae. Gene Ontology annotation, biological process: chaperone-mediated protein complex assembly; protein folding. Gene Ontology annotation, molecular function: protein-folding chaperone binding. The record is from RefSeq and is a predicted model, not a curated record.